Molecule: messenger RNA, 815 nt
Organism: Rubroshorea leprosula
Lineage: Eukaryota; Viridiplantae; Streptophyta; Magnoliopsida; Malvales; Dipterocarpaceae
Source: the annotation of a GenBank genome assembly
CCGGCGAGUAAGCACGGGAAUUGGAAAGAGGAGAGUUGAAUCUACCAACCAGCGGUGGCGGUGAUGUGCACGCGGAGCUUUGACGAGUUGGCAAAAUCCCGAUCUCCCUCCAACUGAAACAAAUCUGCAGAGCCAAUCUAUGCUAGCUACGGAUCACGGGUGGGUGACGACAGAGUGAAUUGGGCGUGGAUGAAGGCCCAAGUGCAUGGCCCGGAUUUUUGUAAAAAGGAUCAACAUCGGGGAGGCCCAAAUGCCUUGCAGAUUCGAGAAACAGAUCUGAAGAGCCCAAAACCGGGAUCCAAAAGACCCGGAGAUUGAUUUCUAGAAUGUUCCGUUUAGGGUUUUUAGGGUUUUUGGUGUUUGGGUAUAAAUAGAGGGUUUUAGGUUAGAAAGAGGGGGGGAUUUUUUUGUGGUUCUGGUGUUACCGGCGGAGAAAAGGAAGAGCUUUCUGUUGAAAGGGGGCUCGGUUUUGUAUCCGGAGUUGACGGAGGGCUUGUUUGCUGUGUCUGCUUUGUUUAGGUAAACCUUUGAACAGAGGAGUUUUUCUGGGAACGGUGGUGAAGGGGACGAUGGGAGCCUGGUCUCGUGGGUGGGAUCCCUCCCAUCAGAUCUGGAUCUGCUUUUCCUAGAAGAAUUCCGCCGUGGGUGUUUUGUUUGUUGAUUUCUUUCUCUUUGUAUUUUUCAUUUAAUGUUCAGGAUCGUAUGUUUUUCUUGAGAAAAUGAAUGAAAGAUUAUAUAUUUGCCUGUUUAGUUGCCUGAUGAAUCUGUGAAUCUGUUCAUCUUUCUGCCAAAAAAAAUAAAUGUAUUCAUGAUGA